Molecule: messenger RNA, 1637 nt
Organism: Aspergillus uvarum CBS 121591
Lineage: Eukaryota; Fungi; Ascomycota; Eurotiomycetes; Eurotiales; Aspergillaceae
Product: PCI domain protein
Exons: 3
Coding region: 86-1438 (450 amino acids)
Biological process (GO): cytoplasmic translational initiation
Cellular component (GO): cytoplasm; eukaryotic translation initiation factor 3 complex
Molecular function (GO): translation initiation factor activity
Source: RefSeq, a predicted model, not a curated record
CCCCCCUCCCCCCCAAAGGACGAACUUCCUCUUCUCCGUACGCCAUUGAUCGAUCCUUUGACAUCAACUUCUAUAAACUACCACGAUGCCCGCCCCUUCAACCACCCUCCUCAUCGAGGGCUCGUUCACCGAACUCGCCGAUGAGUUCGCCCAGUACAUCGAUGCUCUUCGCAAGCCCGACGCCGCCGCGUCCAGUCUCCAGGCCGACAUCGCCCCACUGUUGGAACCUCUGCGCCAGCAGGAACAGUCUGGUACCGAACCUGAUCGCAAGCAGCGCGAUGAGGUUCUGAAGAAGCUGGUUUCCGCCGCUACCGUCCUGAAUGCGGCCCCCGAGAAGGAGAUUAUCUCCGCCUACAACCUCCUCGUCCACCUCGUCCACCAGGCCUCCGAUCCGGACAUGUUCCUCUCUCGCAUUUGCUCCUACCUCGCUAAACCCAUCACCGCCUCUCCCCAGUUCGGCCCCUCCCUAGCCAUCUCCAUCUUGUCCACCAUCUUCAACACCCUCGCUCCCGCCGACUCUAGCCGUUACCACGUUCUUUUGGCCAUCGUUGCUGUCAUCCGCCAGGCCGGUGCCUCGGUCGCAUUCGACGCCCUCAAGCCCCAGCUGACCUCUCAGCUGCCUGCUUGGCUUGCCGCCUGGGAGCUCGAGGCUGAGGAGGCCCAGCGCCUGCACUUGGCCAUUGCCGAUGCCGCCCAAGCUGCUGGAGACGCCGAGCUUUCCCAGUCCCAUGUCGUCCAGGCCCUGCAGACUAUUCCCGCAGCCCAGGCCUCCAGUUCCGAAGCCCGCGAUCUGGCCGUUCGUGCCCUGACUUCGGCGCUCACCUCUCCCGCCGUCUUCGACUUCACUCCGUUGACCGCUUCCGAUGCCGUUCAGGCCCUGCGCGCCAGCGACAGCACCCUCUUCGAGCUGCUCGAAAUCUUCACCGCCGACACCCUUGACGCUUACGAGGCUCUUAUUGCCACCAGCCCUCUGGCUGGUAUCUCAGGCGGUGUGCUGGCCGAGGCGGGCGAUGCUCUGCAGACUAAGAUGCGCCUGCUCACCCUGGCCUCGCUGGCCGCUACCACCCCCUCCCGCUCUCUGCCCUAUACCACAAUCGCCAGUGCUCUGCGGGUGUUGGACGAGGAUGUCGAGAAGUGGGUCAUUGAUACCAUCCGUGCUGGUCUCGUCGAGGGUAAGCUUUCGCAGCUGCGCUCUGAGUUCCUCGUCCACCGCGCCACCUACCGCGUCUUCGGCGAAAAGCAGUGGGCGGAGGUGCAGGGUCGCCUGAUGGUCUGGCGCCGUAGCCUGGAACGCGUUUUGGGUGUUGUUCGUUCCGAGCGUGAGCGCUUCGUGCGCGAGGGGCUGCAGGCGGCCCAGGCGGCUGAAGAGGCUGCUCAGGGAAAGUCCGCCGACAAGGGCAAGUCGGGUGACCGCCGUCGCCACCAGGGCAACAACUAGGGACGAGCUAGAAAAAAGACUUAAAAGUAUCUCUGUGUCAUGGCUGGGCAGCGGUGUUAAACGCUAAUUUUUCGUGUCUUUGGAUUGGGUGUUUGUAACUGAUUUCUUGUGUUCAAGGCUGGAAUGUUCUCUUUCACUGUCGGAUCGAGAUGGACGAUUUGGGAUCGCUUGCGGUGUCAGGAGGUGGUCUGCUGUACCU